This is a messenger RNA of Saprolegnia parasitica CBS 223.65, 1315 nucleotides long. RefSeq lists its product as hypothetical. Lineage: Eukaryota; Oomycota; Saprolegniomycetes; Saprolegniales; Saprolegniaceae. The transcript has 4 exons. The record is from RefSeq and is a predicted model, not a curated record. The coding region runs from base 1 to 1278 and encodes 425 amino acids.
AUGCAAGCGGACCAGGCGCAAGCAGACAAUAUACCAGCCCCCGAGCCAACCGUCGAACCGCGCGCGGAAUUGAACGCCGCCACUCGCCCGGCCAUUGCGUCCAGCUUGGACAACCGAACGACACAGUCGCGUGAAACCAAUGCGCAUACACUGCACGUCACCAAUGAAGGUGACGCAGACGACGUGCCCUUCCAAGGCACUGAUCUUCCGCGAGAGGGCACCAAAUUUGACGACGCCAUCAAGUUUGUCGAGGCGAUGCGCCGGUAUGGGCACGAGCGCGGUUUCAACGUCAUGAAGGACGGCAAGGUCUUCAACGCACGCCAUCCGCACCCCGAGGAUGCCCGCCGCAACGGGUCGAUCUGGCGCUGCAACCUCUAUUGCAACUUCAAGAUUAAGUCGGACUCGUCCGACACACGGCUGCGGUCCAUGUGUCCGUGGUCCGUCAAGUUUGCGUACAGCAAGAAGGCGAAAAGCUACGUGGUCGUCUCGGUCGCCAACGAGCACAACCACGUGACCGCGCCGGUGCACGAGUUGGUGUCGCUACUCCGCGCCAAGAAACAGUGGCCCGAGUACGUCGAGCACACGUGGCAGCAGCACGUGGCCGCGACAGUUCGCACACCACACUGCGUGACGCUUGCCAGCGACGACGAGUGGCAUGUCUCGAUCACGACCGAGCAUCGCAGUGCCUUGAGCGUUGUGACGACGACGACAACGACGCACAUCGUCAUGCGCCACGACGCAGCCCACGGUGGCAUCCCGACGUGCAACUGCGCCACGUUCCAAACGCUCUUUAUCCCUUGCUCGUGCAUUUGCUCUGUGCUGCAACACACCAAAAAAGUCGUGUUUGCUAUCGCCAACCUCCAUUCACGGUGGCACUUGACGUCGCAUGCGCUCUAUGAUGCUGCGCUGCAACGCAUCGAAGAUGACGCGGACUUAAUCGGUGCACCGCGGAUGCUGCCCACCAAUGACCUCGUGCCGUCCCCUGUGCCAGGGCUCUUCUUCUCCAAGGACGAGUACGACGCUAUCGAUGUGCCAGAAGACCCGGCGCAGCGGCUCUUGCAACUGCGCGCGGCAUUUGGCAACGUCGAAGCUGCCAUCUACACGGACGAGAACCUCUGCCGCCUCCUCCAGCACACCUUGGCGCGCUUUGCAACGGCGAUUCGAGAACAGACGCAUGAAGCAGACGAGACGCAACGCUCGGCGACGGCAACGGAACGGACGACGUCGACUAAACCACCAGCGACCAAGCGCCAGAAGAGCAACAGCUUUCUCGUCUAACAACACAAUCCUGCAUCCUUCUUGGCUUGCCAAGUAG